UGUACAUGUGGGGAUGUUGGCUCAUCCUCGUGUAAUUGCGGAUCUGCUGAAUAGGGUUACCCCGGAGGUGCGGCAGCAGUUUCGGCGACCGUGGCAGGAUAGGCCCUAUCGCCGAGCUCCUGCUGCACAGUCUGUGCAGAGGGUGAGGAGUGAUCAUCCAUUUUUUAGAGGGGCACAGCAGGUCUACCCGAUCCCAAGGGAAGACUGGGAGUCCGAGUGUGAGGUCCGCCCAGCUCCCGGGACUGGGUACCAGACCCAGCCAGAACCAGUGACCGUGAAGGUCAUUGACGCUCACUGGCACCCAACACGGAUGUCAGUGAGGUUGGCAUUGACGGCCCUCAAAGAAGAGAUUGCACACCUGCCAGGCGUUUCUGAUGUCCCUGUACAGGUCAUUGGGGGAGUGUGCAGUCUAUGUAGAUGGCCCGACUCCACCCACCGAUACUUCCCCAGAGCCAGGGUGGGUGACGGCUGUUGGUUUUCACCCAACCCAGGUGGCAGGGGUAACUGCUAGUAGUAUUCGGUCGCUGGUAGACCGGUGUGUGGGGAAUGGUUGGGUAAUCGGGGAAGUGGGCCUCGAUUACUUUAGGGGGUCAAACUGGGGUCACCAGAGGUGGGUGUUGGGUGAAUUCUGCCGCUUGGCGACUCCCCUCACCCCUUUGCUACUCCACCUUAGGGGAGCACCUUCUGACCCGAUGGGCCAGGAGCCGCUCCUUGACUGCCAGCACCUGCUGGAUCAAGUACGCACUCCCUUGUGGGUCCCGUUAUACCUCCAUUCGUUCACUGGGGGAGUUUCCCAGGUGGACGAAUGGUUGGCCACGGGGCGUGUUGUAUUUUUUGGGGUCAGUGGGCUGAUCCAGCACUUCACCUGGGGGCAACUCCCGGGAGUAAGGCAGAUCCCCACUGACCGACUGUUAAUUGAGACGGACAGCCCCCACCUCGGUGUUGAUCAGGGUGAGAUGACCCCUGGUCAAAUCGGGGUAAUCUACCGACGGGUGGCGGAGGUCCGUCAGGUGGAAGUUGGUGUGUUGGCCGAGCAGGUUGUGAGGAAUUUCAGCAUCCUGUUCGGUCAACAGUUACGUCAUUCUCCGCUCCCUUGAGUGAGCGGGGUAUCCUGUGACAAGAAUCAGAUACGCUUUGGGGAGUCCAGGGAGGACCCAUACAAUAUUAGGGCGCCGGAGCCAGAUAGUCCGGGAGAGCAGAGCGCCAGGGGCAGGAAGUCCGGAGGAGCCUGCAAUGAUGCUGAUCUGACUGUCGGGAACACAGCCGAGGAUCUUUUCAUUUGUGUUUUUAGACAAUUUGAUGUUUAAAAGACUUUUUAUAUACACAUCUUGCAAUUAACUGGUAUUGUACAUUUUUAGGUGGUAACCUUCCUUGUCUAUUAUGUAAAAUUGUUCCUAAAUGAUAUUGUAAAUGGCCUGCGCCUUGUCGGAAUUGGGUCAUUCCUCCACAAAAUGGGGGGGGGGGGUUUAAUGUAGUGUAUUUGAGGGGGGUGUUAUAUUUUUACAUUUGAGGUCGGGCUUGGGAGCCUGUGUAAUUAUUCUCCCUCUUCCGGAAUUUGCACCACGAGGCGCAGGCCACCAUCUUCACCAGCAGAGAUUUGUGUAAGGCAUUUGUUGU
Messenger RNA from Saccostrea cuccullata (small rock oyster), 1617 nucleotides. Its product is annotated as 3'-5' ssDNA/RNA exonuclease TatD-like. The record is from RefSeq and is a predicted model, not a curated record. The transcript has a single exon. NCBI's taxonomy places the organism in Eukaryota, Metazoa, Mollusca, Bivalvia, Ostreida, Ostreidae. Bases 375 to 1097 code for a protein of 240 amino acids. Gene Ontology annotation, molecular function: hydrolase activity, acting on ester bonds.